This is a messenger RNA of Caenorhabditis bovis, 294 nucleotides long. The record is from the annotation of a GenBank genome assembly. Lineage: Eukaryota; Metazoa; Nematoda; Chromadorea; Rhabditida; Rhabditidae.
AUGUUGUUCUUCUCCUUCUUCAAAUCACUUGUCGGAAAAGACGUCGUCGUUGAGCUUAAGAAUGAUUUGAGCAUUUGUGGGACACUGCACUCCGUCGAUCAAUACCUUAAUAUGAAGCUGUCAGACAUCACAGUCUCGGACACAGAACGAUUUCCUCAUAUGCUUUCAGUUAAAACCUGUUUCAUCAGAGGAUCAGUGGUCAGAUAUGUCCAGCUACCGGCUGAAGAAAUCGACACACAAUUGCUCGCUGAAUCUUGUCGGAAGGAGCUCGUUGAAGCAAAAGCGAAAGCAUAA